Messenger RNA from Myripristis murdjan (pinecone soldierfish), 570 nucleotides. It is a transcript of the gene guca1ab.2, whose product is annotated as guanylate cyclase activator 1Ab.2. The transcript is spliced from 4 exons. The coding region runs from base 1 to 570 and encodes 189 amino acids. Gene Ontology annotation, cellular component: cone photoreceptor outer segment; photoreceptor inner segment. Gene Ontology annotation, biological process: positive regulation of guanylate cyclase activity; visual perception. NCBI's taxonomy places the organism in Eukaryota, Metazoa, Chordata, Actinopteri, Holocentriformes, Holocentridae. Gene Ontology annotation, molecular function: calcium sensitive guanylate cyclase activator activity; calcium ion binding. The record is from RefSeq and is a predicted model, not a curated record.
AUGGGAAAUGCCACCGGGACAACUCUGGAGGAAUUGAAAGCUUGCGAGAGUCAUGAGUGGUACAGAAAAUUCAUGACCGAGUGCCCAUCUGGACUUCUCACCUUCUACGAAUUUAAGAAGUUCUUUGGCCUGAAAAAUCUGUCGGAGCCAUCAGAUGCCUACGUCAAGACAAUGUUUUCAACAUUUGACAUGAAUGAUGAUGGCUUUAUUGACUUCAUGGAGUACGUAGCAGCCCUGAGCCUCGUGCUGAAGGGAGAGGUGCAACAGAAGCUUCGCUGGUACUUUAAACUCUAUGACGUUGAUGGAAGUGGAUGCAUCGACCGAGAGGAGCUGCUUCUGAUCGUUAAGUCCAUUCGUGCAAUCAAUGGUCUUCAUCAUGAAAUGUCAGCAGAGGAUUUCACCAACAUGGUGUUUGACAAGAUUGACAUCAACGGGGACGGUGAACUGUCCUAUGAGGAGUUCAUGGAGGGGAUUCAGAAUGACAAAAUGCUGCUGAAGACCCUGACGGAGAGUUUGGACCUCUCACACAUUGUCCAAAAUAUUCAAGGAGAUAUGCAGGGCAAGGCCUAG